UCUCAGCGAGGAGGCUAUAUUACACAGUCGCCAGAGACACUUGUGAGGAUGGCCGUCGCUGUCACAGCACAUUGUCACUCGGAGGGCAAAGUUCAUCUUCAUCAAUGGAUGUUACACGUUGUCCGACGACUCGAAUGAAGAUGACUCCACUCCCGAACAAGUAGAGUUACUAUUGCCGACACAUUUAGACCACUUUGUGUGCUGAAAGAAGAUGUCCUAUCUGAUGAUGCAGCCCGUCGUCCUUGUCCUCCUUCUGACGCUUGUGGCGAUAUCAUCAUCAUCAUCAUCAUCAUCUCACUGCCGCCACAACGUCACCAUCGACGAGAACAUCUGGAACUGCUCUGACACCUUCACGCUGGACUUCCCAAAGACGGACAGCAUCCCCGAUGGAACGCAGGUGUACGACCUCAGCUACAACCGCAUCCUGGAGCUCCACAUGAUCAACUCCACCUGCAUGUCCGUCCACUCCUGUGACGGCUGCCUCCGGAAACUCUACCUGCACCACAACAGCAUCGACGUGAUUGAUAACGAAGCCUUUCGGAAACUACACUGCCUCCACACUCUGGAUUUGUCCUACAACAAGAUCAGGGGAGAAAGUAUUUCUUCAAUGACAUUUGAUGGCUUGCUGCAGCUUGAGUUUCUCACGUUAAAGGGAAACCCUCUGGUUAAAUUGAUUGAUUUCACACUCCGGUUUAACGAACUGAGAAUGUUAAGGAAGCUUGAUUUGUCAGACUGUCAACUGACAUCAGUUGCGGAACAUGCUUUCGAUGAUAUAUCAAUGCUGGAGGAGAUUGACCUGAGUGGAAAUAGCCUUAAAGUCAUUGACCCUUACUCCUUCGCGGGACUUAGCUUUCUUGACGUCUUGGAUCUAAGCAGGAAUCGAUUUGAAACAAUUCAGAAAGAAAACUUCCAAGCGUUGAUAAAACUACGGGAAUUGUACCUAGACGGAAAUAACUUGGAAAUAUUACCAGAUAAGGCGUUUGGGGGUAUAGAAAAUCUGGAAAUCCUGUCCCUUUCGGAAAACUGGCUAAAAGGGAUACCUUUCCAUACACUGAAAGGCCUACAGUCUCUCACAAUCCUCAACAUGAGUCGUAACCACGUCGUUGAGCUUGAAGCUAGUGGCUGGCCUGAAGACGUCACAUCCAGAGUGACGGAACUGUACUUGGAUAAUAUGUACGGCUUUAACAUCAUCAAACACAAAGCCUUCGUUUCCUUCCCUCUUUUAAGAAAAGUGUCAAUAUGCGGUAACAAACAGCUGGAAGUCAUAGCAUACGACGCCUUCUUAGGAAACACGCAUCAGAUUAAGGAGGUGUAUUUACGCGACAAUAAGCUGGGCUUCGUGGCGAGUGGACUUCUUCCCUGGGACGACCUGGAGGUGAUUGAGCUGGAAGGGAAUCCGUGGAACUGUGACUGUAGGAUCAGGUGGAUGUUGGAGGGCGGACACUUCAAGAACAAAACAAUAAGGUGUGAUGCCCCCGAAAAACUUCGAGGACAGAACUUGAUAGGGUUGUCUCCAGAGGACCUCCGUUGUCCACGAUCUCUCAUAUGGAUCCUCCUGACCUUCGUCCUCGGGAUCGGCCUCCUCCUCGUCGUCCUCAUCUCGCUGGUGGCAUGGAGGUUCCGCCACAAGCUGUUAUGUCGUCGCACCCACGGCCGAUACAUCUCCGUGUACGCCAAGGACGUCCAUGACGACGAUGAGGGAACGGCGACCAUCACCGUUGGGGAAGAUGAACUGCCGCUAAAGGACAGCGAGGUGUAGGAUGCAAGCCUCGAUAGAUGAGAUCUUGCUACGAUCAUCGAAUCAUAUCAGAUUAUCACAGAUGCAAGAAGUCAAGAGUAACCAGUCCGUUUCAUAAAGCGCACGUUACGGCAGCCUACCGUUGAUUUACAGCAUUCGUAGAGCUAAGAUUGCUUUGUGAAACGGGCUCUAGGUCCUUAAUACUUUGUUUUUUAGUCAUCUUGAAAGGACUCUGUUGUUGUAUAGCACUUCCAAUAAGCCCGCAAAGCAAUGUUAGCGCUGUGACGACAAGUCCCAUAUUUUUAACAUUGACUUGCGACUAACGCUAAGAUCGCUUUGUGAAAAGGGGGCCUAAGCAACAACCGAGUGACUAAUUUUAGAAACGAUCUUAGGGCUGCGAUCGUCGUAACUCACAUACAUUAACAUGGACUUAACGAGGGUCUUAGUGCUGAGAUCGUUUCGGAAAUCUGGACCCUGGGCAAAACUCUCAUUUUUAACAUAGACUGACGGCAGUCGUAGUGUUGAAGUCGCUUUGUGAAACCCGUCCAAGGUACUCUAUAUUUCGUGGUUGAACAUGGAAACACAUGGGAGAUUAUCAGUGAUGAAGACCCGUGAAGAUUCGGGUUAGAAUAGGUUUUUAGCAACCCAUGCUUGUCGUAUGAAGCGGCUAACAUGAUGGGGUUGUCAGGCUCGCUGGCUUGGUUGAUGCAUGUCGUCGUAUCACAAUUGCGAAGAUCGAUGCUCAUAAUGUCAAUCACUGGAUUGUCUGGUCCAGACUCAAUUAUUUACAGACCGCCGUCAUAUAGCUGGUAUAUUGCUGAAUGCGGCGUUAAACAACAAUCAACAUCAACUUCAACAUCAUCAUUCAGGAUAUGUACAUUUGUAAAAACAAAUAGCGACCUAGAACAUUACACACGCAUCGUUACAAGAGCUCGACACGCAGAUGUACAGAGUGUUGGCAAAGAAAGGCAUGUAUUUCUAUUUAAUUGUUUAAUUGGUAUAUCACUUUUGUCAAAUUUUAUUCGUUGCAACCAACUAGAACAUGAUACUCAUCUCCGACGGUAGACUUGAUAAGCAGGGUCGCUUGGUUCUACGUGUUUUAUAGUGCACGUUCAAGUGUAUGUACAUAUGCUCAUGCUUUCCAUGUUCUUGAAUAAAACAUUUAUGGACUUA
Molecule: messenger RNA, 2911 nt
Organism: Haliotis rufescens (red abalone)
Lineage: Eukaryota; Metazoa; Mollusca; Gastropoda; Lepetellida; Haliotidae
Product: insulin-like growth factor-binding protein complex acid labile subunit
Exons: 4
Coding region: 212-1759 (515 amino acids)
Cellular component (GO): plasma membrane
Molecular function (GO): protein binding
Source: RefSeq, a predicted model, not a curated record